CCGAAUGUCACUUUUUACUUUUAUUAAGAAGAAACACAAUCUUUUAUGACAUUCACCCCUCAAAAAAGGACAUUUAUGGCGCUUGGUAGUUGUUUGAAUGUUUGAGUUAGCUGCUUUACUAGAGCCUCUGUGUGUAACUUAGUGUCAGUAAUUAGCCUUGGCCCGUCCCAACGAUGUGUGGAGUAGCGUCGACGUUUCAGUAAUUAGCCGUGACUCGUAACGUUACCAACGUUGUUUCAGUAAUUAGCCAUGGCCUGUUCCAACGAUGUGGGUGGAGAGGCGUCGGCAUUUCAGAAAUUAGCCUUGACCAGGUAAAAGUAGUCUACAAUGCUGCUGCGUGUCAUCAUAUCAGAAAAUGAAGACAUCCCAUCCAGUGUUGAGGAGCUGUAUCAGGUGUUGCGAACAAAGCUUGGUCUGAGAGGUGGAUUCAUUUUGCAAUUUGAGGAUCCUGAGUUCAAUAAUCAGUUGUGCAACCUAACAGACAUCAAAGACCUUCCUGUGGAGUGGGCAACUGUGAAAGUGUUGUUCACAGCUGAUGACGUCUCAGAUUCUACACUGGACACUUGCAGCCUUCCUUCUCUUAGUAGAGAUUGUGUUGAAUGGCCUGACCCCUUCCCGAUUCCACAGUUCUCACAUGAUGUGGAGCUGCAGCUGAAAGAAGCCAAUGCUAAGGAUGGAUCUGUAAUGGUGAUUCCUAAAGGUUUAAAGACAUUCUUGAUAUACUGGCCGACAGUAUGUUCAAGAUUAGUGCUUAUCCUGAGAGGCAUCACUAUGAAAAUGAAGCCAAAGCACUUGUGGAGAAGCAUCCUAGUCUGAAGGAGCCAGGGUCGGAAAAGGAAUGGUACUCGUGGUUUCACAGCCUGAAAUUUAAGCUUGGAAACUAUCGGCAAAAGUUAAGUGCAGCAGGAUGCCCUGAGGUGGUGGUAAAGAAAAGGAGAAGGUUCGAAGGGGAAAGUGUAAAGAAGUCAAAGAAGGGUGAGGUCAACUACUGUCCAGAUCCGCCUGAAGGACAGAGUCCUGAAAACAUGGAGGAGAAGCGUAAUAUUAUGGAGGCUGAAAUGCUGAAAAGAGACCCUGAUCCCCAGCUGGUAGAAGACCUGAUGGUUGCUACGUUUUCCCAGCGUAGAAAAGAGAUAAUUGGAGAUCAGCCACUCAUCACAGAAGUCAUUUCCAGAUGGCCAGCUCUGUUGCAUGAGAGACAGAUCAGGACAGAGUUCAAGAGAAUGGUCACCAAAGACCUUCUGGAAUAUUUUCUCGACAGACGUGAUGGCCUGGUCCCAAGACUGCUAGAGGUGUACAAAGCAGCAAUCAAGACUGGAAAGAAGCAAUCACUCAAAGAUAUUUUGGACUGCCUUCAGAAAGAUGAUACAAAUGAGAAGAGAAGGACUGCUGCCUUGCUUGGUCUGCCACACUACAUAUCAGGCGAAGAUCCAUCAACUGUAGUCAGGAUGUGUGACGCUUACAGGGAGACUCUGGAUGAAACCAUGAAGGGGAUGCAACUUGGCCUGCUGAUAGGCUAUGAAGGUGCUGAACGGGAGGCCUUUCCACGGGAGGUCUUCGAGAUAGCUGUUGUGGUUGAGGAGACGACAUUAAAGAUGUGGCAUGCAGCUUUGCCAUGCUCAUGGGUGUCAUCUACUGUGUCAAUCUCGAGUACCCAGAAGCCAUGAAGUAUUCCUUUGAGUUUCUUCAGAGAGUGGUGAUGAAGAUAAAACCAGACCAAGCAUGUGCCCGCGUACAUGGACUAAGAAACAGAAUCCUGAGGUACAGACUGUAACACCUGCUCCUCAUUUUCUCAAGAUUCUCAUGUGGAUAUUGUUCCUGUCAAGACUUCAUUGUUCUCUUUUAUAUGCACUUUCAGCACUGUUCUGUACUGUGGAAAAACAGCACUGUCUCACAAUUUAAAACUUAAUUUUGAGAAUGAUAGAGGGGACAAAACACUGAUCCUCCCCACUUUUUUAUUGGACGGAUUGUGAGAGCUGAUAGUCUCGACUGUUCGAAGUCUUGUGAUGUUAGAAGUGGAGUACUUAAGACAACACAAACCAGCCUCAAAGUUCUUUAUCUUCAAUGGAACAAGACUGUAAUGGACUUGGACAUUUGAGUUUUGUGCAUUUCCUUUUCAAUAUUACUACUCAUUAGUCACCAUGUUGUAGAAAUCACAAGCAUUUUACUGAUUACAGCUGAUGGUAUCAACUGUUCUCUCCUCAGACAGACGUUUUUCUUUGUUUUUUGAUUGUUAAAUGCAGUUGCAGGCAAACGGUCUCAAGGUUUAUAUCAUCUCAUUUAAAUGAACUGAUUGGUAUAAGAGUUGGUUGGGUUGACCUCGCUCUUCAUAGGUGACUAUGUUUAAAUACUGUUAGAACAUGUUAAAUUAUCAUAAAUAUGGUCUCACUUUGGCACUUGUGUAGUCUGAGAUAAAUGUUUUCAUUGGCUUUUAGGCUUGUUGCGUCAAUUACAAGUGUAUCUGAAGGAGACGAAGGCUGUGAGUUGAGGUACUUACAAUAAAUUGUUGAAUACGUGAA
Messenger RNA from Micropterus salmoides (largemouth bass), 2519 nucleotides. RefSeq lists its product as uncharacterized. The record is from RefSeq and is a predicted model, not a curated record. The transcript is spliced from 5 exons. NCBI's taxonomy places the organism in Eukaryota, Metazoa, Chordata, Actinopteri, Centrarchiformes, Centrarchidae. Bases 735 to 1667 code for a protein of 310 amino acids.